GGAGUGCGAGAAAUGAGGAAUUUAAUUCGUAAUUAUAAAAGAAAAUUGUCAUUGUCGGAAUAAUAAAUCGAUAGUAUGGAUGAAGUAUAACGCACAAAAAUUUAAUUGAAUUGAAAUCGCCGUUUGCGCAAAAAAUUAAUAAAUAACCUAAGUAAUUUGAAAAAUGUAUUCAUCAAUUAAUAAAUUAGCACAGGCUAAGGUAUGUGCUGGAAUUCUGCCACAGUUGUCGCCAAAACUGACCUCACACCUGCACACUUCAGCAGCAUUGUGCCGGGUGGUGUCCGGCAAGUACAGGAUAACGAAAAAACGCGACCGUCCGCUCACGUAUGAGAUGGCCAAUCCACCACAUUACAUCGCACAUCGCAAGUCCUGGAACUCGUGGAACACAUCAAAUCUGAAGGGUGGUCUGCGGAGAUCAGAAACCGCUGUUGAGGAUGAGUUUAUUAGAAGAUUUAUGGGUGGUACUUGGCAUGGCCUAGUUUGCAGUGAGGUAAUAAUUAAACGUCAGUUCAACCACAUAAGAGUGGCAGCGAUCAUUAGAAGAGCAGUAUCUCCCAGCAAGAUGUAUUUUCUCCUAGGCUAUACGGAAGAACUUUUAGCCAACUGGCUCCAAUGCCCUGUAACUUUGGAGCUACAGACAGUUGACAGCUUCAAAGACGUUGUAUUCAAGUAUAUCUAGAUUUGUAAUAGAUUGUGUAGUGUAAA
Messenger RNA from Hyposmocoma kahamanoa, 705 nucleotides. It is a transcript of the gene mRpS24, whose product is annotated as 28S ribosomal protein S24, mitochondrial. NCBI's taxonomy places the organism in Eukaryota, Metazoa, Arthropoda, Insecta, Lepidoptera, Cosmopterigidae. The transcript has 4 exons. The coding region runs from base 164 to 679 and encodes 171 amino acids. Gene Ontology annotation, biological process: translation. The record is from RefSeq and is a predicted model, not a curated record. Gene Ontology annotation, cellular component: mitochondrion.